UUGGCUAGUUUUCUCCUUCACCAUCGAAGGAAUAACUUUGACGGUGGUCGACGACGGUGGCGGCGGCGAAGGUUUCCGGUGGCCGGUUGUUGUGGAUCUUAGAAGAGUGAGGCGGCUAAGGUGUGACUUUGAUGGUGAUACCACAAAUGGUGUAGAACCAACAACUCCCAAACUGCACAACCAUACUAGGGUUUCACAAAUAAUUCAUUCAAAGAACCAGCAUGGAUUUCAACUCUGGUGGUGAGGGCCCUGCUAUAUUGCAGUUGCAUAAAUGGGGCACCUCCGAAGUCAAACUCGACUUGUCAGAAUUUCGUGAAGCGUUUAUUUCUCCGACAAGGGAGCUAUUGUUAUUGCUUUCGUACCAUUGCGAAGCUUUGCUGCUUCCUCUAGUUAAAGGGAAAUCUGUAGAUUGUAAGGAUCCUGAUAGCUGUUCUUAUGAAAGUCUUCAGGCUCCAAUUUCUUUAGCUUCAUGUUCACCGGAGUUGGCAGGUCCUAGUAGGUCAGAUUUAGGGGAGAGUAUUUCAAGCACUUCUGAAUCAAAAAAGAUGGUCUCUGAUAAUGAUUUUUCUCUUGGGACUAAUUUUGCAAGAUCUAAUAAUUACCCUUUUGUUUGUGAUGUAAACUCACUGGCUUGGGGUAUAUGUGGGGAUACCUAUAAUCAGCACGAGGAAGCUUCAUUUAGUGAACUUCUAUUUGUGUGUGGCAACCAUGGUGUGACGGUCCAUGCCUUCCGCCGAUGUAGAAAUUCCAGUGAAAUGACUAAAUCCAAAAAAGGGGGUGAGACUGGAAAAGGGAAGUGGGUGGAAUGGGGGCCAACUACUGCCUUAACUCACAACAAGGAGGCACAAGAUGACUCCGACUUGUGCUGUGAAGCCUUUGGAGGUGUCGACGAUUUGACUAUGGCCAACAAAAUUGGGGAAGAAGGUCCAAAUGGUCUUUGUAUGGAAGCUGGGGAUGGUGAGUUGACAAGUCGUGCUCCAAAGAUAUGGUUGCGAACUUUUUUGACGGAAGUUGAGACUUUGAAAUCGGAUGGUAAUGUUUGGACUAAAUACCCUGAGAAACCAUCAUUUCCCUCCUCUGCGAUGGUUGUUUCGUUCAGAAUUUUUGAUGGUAAUUCACCAUUUGUGAACUUCUUGCCCGAUUCUACUUCCGUAUCACAUAAAAAUGAGGGCUGUAAUGAGUCUAUUACAGAUCAAGUGCAUAAUUCAUUUACAAAGUCAGAUUUGAGUUCAUCCAGUAUAUCACUUGAACCUAAUGUUAAGUCCAACUUCAUCAGUUGUGGGAUGUCCAGUUCAUACAAGUGUUCCAAACUGUUUUCUAGCAAUUCACAUCACCUUAUUGGGUUUGUCUUAACAUUGGUGGAUCCAGUACCUUUCAACUCUAGUGGUGUAUAUGAAACAAACUGGAGCAAAAUUUUACUAGUUGUUGCUAAGUUGGGGAGCUGUGGAAUACAGUGGGUUUGCUCGGUGAAGCUAGAUGAAAGUGUAGAUAGAGGGCUAGCAGCUGACUGGACAGAUUUUGGAUUUUCUGAUAAUUUUCUUAUCUGCCUUAAUGCGGCUGGAAAAAUAUUUUUCUAUGGUGCUAUAACUGGUGAAUAUAUAGCACAUGUGGAUAUUUUACAAAUAUGUGGACUUCAUCAUCAACUAAUUCCUGAGGAGCAAGAAAAAUUGUUUAACGAAGGUGAUGUGGCUCCUAGAAGUGUGGAUAUCCUAAAUAAUCCAGAUGGUGGUGUAAAAAAUAAGCCAUCUUGUCAAACUGGUGGUUUAUUUGGUAAAAGGAUGUUUAAAAGGCUGCUUAUUGCUUCACAUACUUCAGUCUUAGCUGUGAUUGAUGAAUAUGGUGUUAUCUAUGUUAUACCGGCUGGUGACUAUAUGCCAGCAAAGUAUCAUUCAUUUGAAAAACAGCUCCCACAUUUUCAGCAUUUAGGGCAUGGAAUAUUGGUUGGUUGGGAGAUUGGUGGUGCUGAUAUAAGCCACCAAAGCGCUUUUUCUAAUAUAACUGGUUCUCAUAAAGCAAAUAUGUCAUCCUUGAGGAUUGAAAGUUCUUCCUUCAGAGAUUAUGUGAACAGUACUGAGCUUCCUGGAAUCCAGGACAGUUAUCAGAAGAAAAAAAGGGUACCAUCCGAAUCAUAUAUGAGUGGUUUUUCAGCUGCAUCCCUGAUAAUAGAUAACAAGUUUUCUAGUGAUGAAUUACCAUCGUGUCUUGUGAGAGAAAUCUUUCUUCCCACUGAAAAAUUUAAUCAGGAUGAACAUGUUUAUUUUUCUCCUUUUGGUGUAACUAGGCUAAUUAAAAAGCAUAGAAAAGAAAAAAGGGAUUGUCAAAUUGUUCAUUCCCAUUUGUAUGUAGAUUCAGCAGUGAAUGAUGAUAGAUGUAUUAAUAUCCAAGGUUGGGAAGCUUUUGUUGGAGAAGCUGUUGGUUGCACUUUCCAGGGAUGUCUUUAUUUGGUGACAGAAGGUGGUGUUUCAGUUGUUCUGCCCUCGGUUUCAGUUUCUUCAAAUUUUCUUCCUGUUGAAGCAAUUGGAUAUCUGCAAUCAAGUAUCAGUAUGGGUGCUGGCCAUCAGUUUGUGAACCUCUUUGGAGUGAAUGUAUUGAAACAACCUUGGUCACCUUGGAAAGUAGAAAUUUUGGAUAGAGCCCUUUUAUAUGAAGGCCCCGAAGAGGCGGAUCAGUUAUGCUUCGAAAAUGGGUGGGACUUGAAAAUUUCUCGGAUACGUCGCUUGCAAUUGGCUUUGAACUACUUGAAAUUUGAGGAGAUUGAGAAUUCCCUGGAAAUGCUUGUGGGUGUCAAUCUGGCCGAAGAAGGUGUCUUGAGAUUGCUCUUUGCUGCUGUUUAUCUGAUGUCUCAUAAAGUUGGAAAUGAUAAUGAGGUUUCUGCUGCAUCAAGACUUCUUGCACUGGCUACGUGCUUUGCGACCAAAAUGAUACGUAAAUAUGGGUUGAUGCAGCAUAGGAAGGAUCCAUUCGUAUUACAGGGUAGUAGGGGAGUUGAGAAUUCUUCACUUGUGUCAGUUGUUCCAAACGAAAAACAUAAUGCAAUGGGAAAUUUGAGAAGGCUUCGAGAGAUGGCUCACUUUUUAGAGAUAAUACGAAAUUUGCAAUGUCGGCUUAGUGCCAAAGUCAAAAGGCCUGGUCAAGGAUCGGUGGAUGGUGUGGGGAAAUUAAGUUUGGUAGAUUCGAAUCUAUCGCAGGACAACUUAGAAUUUUCAAUUCAUCCAACAGGUGCAUUAUCAUUGGAGACAUCGAACCAACAUGAACUUUCUAUUGCCAAAUCUGAUGUCGACUUGAACAAUGCCGAAAAGCUUGCUUUGAUACACAUGGAAUCUUUCAACUCAAAAGCAUAUUCAGAUUCAGCCACUGGAGUAUCUGUUCUUCUGUCAGAAGGGAAGGCCUUGGGAAGGAAUUUUUUCCCCGUAGAAAAUCCAAAGGAUAUGAUAGCUCGUUGGGAAAUAGAUAAUUUGGACCUAAAAACUAUUGUUAAAGAUGCUUUACUCUCUGGUCGUCUUCCUUUAGCUGUUCUUCAGUUGCAUCUUCAUCGUAUGACAGAUUUGGUCAUCGACAAAGAGCCUCAUGAUACUUUCACUGAAGUUCGUGAUGUUGGAAGGGCUAUUGCUUAUGAUCUAUUUUUAGAGGGUGAAAUUGAACUUGCUGUAGCAACGUUGCAUAAGCUUGGGGAGGACAUUGACACCAGUCUCAAACAGUUGGCUUUUGGCACUGUUAGGAGAUCUCUACGUAUGCAAAUUGCUGAGGAGAUGAAAAAAUAUGGAUACCUUGGUCCGUAUGAGUGGAAGAUUUUGGAGAGGAUUUCACUUAUUGAGAGGGCCUACCCAUGCAGUAGUUUUUGGAGAACCUUUAAUCACCGGCAGAACGAGUUCAUGAGAGUUUCAAGUAUAGAUUCAGAAGGAGAGGUUAAUCUGUGCCUUUCGCAUUCACAUUUUUCCAAAGAUCUCAUCAUUAAGUGUGGUGAGAUUGAUGGAGUUGUGCUAGGCGCAUGGGAAAAUGUCAAUGAACAUUCUGUUGUUCCUGUGUCUGAUGAGGAUAAUAGUCAUGCUGCUUACUGGGCAGCUGCUGCAAUCUGGUUUGAUGCUUGGGAUCAAAAAACUAUUGAUCGUAUAAUGCUGGAUCAGCCUUUUUGUAUGGAUGUUGAUGUAUUAUGGGAAUCACGACUUGAGUACCACAUAUGCCACAAUGACUGGGUAGAAGUUUCCAAGCUUCUAGACAUGAUUCCAUCAUCCUCAUCAUCUGAUGGAGUCCUCCAAAUCAGUUUGGAUGGUUUACAAUCAGUUUCACCUGGAUGUAGCACUGAAUCUCCUGACUAUCGCAACUACAUUUGUCCUCUUGAAGAUUUGGAUUCUGUCUGCAUGGAUGUACCAGACGUCAGAAUUUUCAUGUUUUCGGCUAAUAAUAUGUGCUCGUUGUGGUUACGAACUCUCAUGGAACAGCAGCUUGCUACCAAAUUUAUUUUUCUGAAAGAAUUCUGGGAAGGCACAGCAGAGAUAGUGCCUCUCCUGGCACAGUCAGGCUUUAUAUCUAGCAGACAUAAAGCCUCAUUCCUGGAUGAAUUUGGUGAGAGUCCAUCUGGUAUGAAUUUGCCAAAUACUAGUGAAGCAAGUCACCUCAGUACCAUCGGAGCUUUACAUAAACUCAUUGUGCAUCACUCUGUGCAAUAUAAUUUGCCAAACCUUUUGGACCUUUACCUUGACCAGCACAAGUUGGCUCUAGAUAAAGAUUCACUUUCUGGAUUGCUGAGAUCUGCAAGAGAUAGUCAAUGGGCAAAAUGGUUGCUCUUGUCAAGGGUUAAAGGGCUCGAGUAUGAUUCAUCAUUCUGUAAUGCUCGCUCAAUUACCUCACGCAAUUUAGUUCCUGGUAAUAAUUUGAGUCUACUGGAGAUUGAUGACAUAGUUCGUACUGUUGAUGACAUUGCGGAGGAAGGAGAAAUGGCAGCUUUAGCCACAUUAAUGUAUGCCCCUGUUCCAAUUCAAGAUUGCCUGAGCAGUGGUACUGUAAACAGACAUUCCAGCUCCUCAGCUCAGUGCACAUUGGAGAACCUUAGGCCAGCACUUCAGCACUUCCCCCCUACACUGUGGCGUACACUUGUUGCAGCAUGCUUUGGACAGGAUUCAACUUGCAAUUUUUUGGGCCCCAAAACAAAAAAUAUGUUUGAAAAUUCUGAUUUAUCAGACUAUCUAAAUUGGCGCGAGAACAUAUUCCUCUCAACUGGACGUGAUACUUCACUUCUACAAAUGCUCCCAUGCUGGUUUUCUAAGGCUGUGCGGAGAUUAAUUCAGCUUUAUGUGCAGGGUCCUCUUGGUUGGCAGUCACUUGCUGGCGUGCCUGCUGGAGAAUUUCCACUUAGGGACAUUGAUUUUUUUGUUAAUGCUGAUGAACAUGCUGAGAUCAGUGCCAUCUCUUGGGAAGCUGCUAUACAGAAACAUGUGGAGGAACUGUAUGCUUCUUCGCUAGAGGAAAGUGGACUUGGACUUGAGCACCAUUUGCAUCGUGGACGUGCACUGGCAGCUUUUAACCAUCUUCUUGGUGUUAGAGUUCAAAAGUUGAAAUUGGAGAACACCCAUAGAGGACAAUCUGGCACUUCAGUACAUGGGCAAACAAACGUUCAAGCAGAUGUGCAAACGCUUCUCACGCCUAUAGCACAAAGUGAAGAGUCUCUUCUUUCAUCUGUUGUGCCGCUUGCUAUUAUGCAUUUUGGGGAUUCUGUGUUAGUGGCUUCAUGUGCUUUUCUCUUGGAGCUAUGUGGUUUAUCUGCAAGUAUGCUUAGAAUAGACAUUGCUGCUUUAAGGCGGAUAUCUUCUUUCUACAAGCCCAGCGAUUAUUCUGAUCAUUAUAGACAACUUUCACCCAAGGGCUCAGCAUUUCAUUCAGUGUCCCAUGAAGAUGAUAUUACAGAUUCUCUUGCUCGAGCAUUGGCAGAUGAUUAUCUGCACCGUGACAGUCCUGGUGUCAUAAAAAAAACAGGAAAUUUAAAUGCUGUUACCAAUAGACAACCCUCCCGAGCUCUCAUGCUAGUGUUGCAGCAUUUGGAAAAGGUGAGUCUUCCAUUGUUGUUUGAUGGAAAGACAUGUGGUUCUUGGCUAUUGAGUGGCAAUGGUGAUGGAGCUGAGUUAAGGUCUCAGCAAAAAAUUGCAAGUCAGCAUUGGAAUCUGGUUACAGUUUUUUGUCAGAUGCAUCAGAUUUCCUUGAGUACCAAAUACCUUGCUCUAUUAGCAAGAGAUAAUGACUGGGUUGGAUUUCUGUCAGAAGCUCAAGUUGGGCGAUAUCCUUUUGAGACAGUUAUCCAAGUUGGAUCAAAAGAGUUCAGUGAUUCUCGUCUAAGAAUUCACAUAGUAACAGUUUUGAAAGGCAUGCAAUCAAGGAAAAAAGCUAGUCCUUCAUCAAUCUCGGAUUCUACUGAGAAAGGGAGUGAAACUUCCUUUUUUGAUGAAAACACUUAUAUCCCUGUUGAACUCUUUGGAAUUCUAGCAGACUGUGAGAAGCAGAAGAAUCCUGGCAAGGCCCUCCUGUUGAAAGCAAAGGAUAUGUGCUGGUCUAUUUUGGCAAUGAUUGCAUCAUGUUUUGCAGAUGUGUCUCCAUUAUCCUGCCUAACCGUAUGGCUGGAAAUCACUGCGGCAAGGGAAACAUCAUCCAUCAAGGUGAACGACAUUGCCUCGCAGAUUGCAAAUAAUGUCGCAGCGGCUGUGGAAGCUACUAAUUCCCUGCCAGCAAGUGCUAGGGCUCUUUCAUUUCAUUACAACCGGAGAAAUCUGAAACGUAGGCGGCUUAUGGAGCCCGUGCCAAUGGAUUCAAUGUCAAUGGAUCCCUUGGCUUCUACAGCAUCUGACGUUUGUGUUACUGGUAGUGCAAACAAAAUUGCUGCCCAAGGCAUCAUUAUUGAAGAGGAGAGUAAAAACCAAGCUGAGGAACACAUUAAAGUAUCAAGUGAUUCUGGUGAAGUGCCUGUUUCGUUGUCAAAGAUGGUUGUGGUGCUUUGUGAACAACACCUAUUUCUCCCACUGCUAAGGGCUUUUGAGAUAUUCCUUCCAUCAUGUUCACUCUUACCUUUUAUCCGUGCACUUCAGGCAUUUUCACAAAUGCGUCUAUCAGAAGCUUCUGCACAUCUAGGAUCCUUUUCUGCCAGAAUUAAAGAAGAGCCUGCUCAUAUACAAACAAACCUAGCAAAAGGACAGAUUGGGACUUCAUGGAUAAGUUCCACUGCAGUGAAAGCUGCUGAUGCAAUGCUUUCAACAUGUCCAUCACCAUAUGAAAAAAGAUGUUUAUUUCAACUUCUUUCAGCAACUGACUUUGGUGACGGAGGCUCUGCUGCAACAAAUUAUCGACGACUUUAUUGGAAAAUUAAUUUAGCAGAGCCUUCAUUACGCAUAGAUGAUGGUUUACACCUAGGAAAUGAGACUUUGGAUGAUGCCUCACUUCUAACAGCAUUAGAAAAGAAUGGGCACUGGGAACAGGCGCGUAAUUGGGCCAGGCAGUUGGAGGCCAGUGGUGGACCUUGGAAGUCUGCCGUCCACCAUGUUACUGAAACACAGGCUGAGUCCAUGGUGGCAGAGUGGAAGGAGUUUCUUUGGGAUGUACCAGAAGAGAGAGUCGCUUUAUGGGGUCACUGCCAAACACUGUUUGUUAGAUAUUCCUUCCCUGCAUUACAGGCUGGAUUAUUUUUCCUGAAACAUGCAGAAGUUGUGGAGAAAGAUCUUCCAUCAAGGGAGCUUCAUGAAAUGCUACUUCUUUCUCUACAAUGGCUGAGCGGGAUGAUAACCCAGUCCACCCCAGUUUAUCCAUUGCAUCUUCUGCGAGAGAUUGAGACUAGAGUAUGGCUCCUGGCAGUAGAAUCGGAAGCUCAGGUAAAAAGUGAAGGAGACUUCACCUUAGCCAGCUCUAUCAGGGAACCUGGGACUGGAAAGAGUUCCAAUAUUAUAGAUCGGACUGCCAGUAUCAUAACAAAAAUGGACAAUCAUAUAAAUGCAAUGAGGACUAAAACUUCAGAGAGAAAUGAUGCAAGGGAAAAUAACCAGACACACCACAAGAUUUCACAAGUUGUGGAUUCUAGCUUUUCAACUAGUAUGGGCGGGAAUGCAAAGGCAAAACGUAGAGCCAAAGGCCUUGCACCAUCAAGACGGCCUCUAAUGGAUACAACAGAGAAAAUUAUUGAUUCUGAAGAUGGUGUCGCUGCUCUCUAUUUCAGAAAUGAUUUGCAUUUGCAAGAUGAAAACUUCAGAAUAGAAUCAUCCUUUUCAAGGUGGGAAGAAAGGGUUGGACCUGAAGAGUUGGAAAGAGCAGUUCUUUCUUUAUUGGAGUUUGGGCAAAUAACAGCUGCAAAACAACUCCAGAAUAAGCUGUCUCCAGCACACAUACCACCUGAAUUUGUACUUGUAGACGCUGCUUUAAAGCUUGCAGUUAUCUCAACUCCCUGUAACAAAGUAUCCAUAUCAAUGCUGGAUGAGGAAGUGCGUUCUAUUAUUCAAUCAUACAAUAUAUUGAUCGACCACCAUGUGGUUGAACCCCUGGAGGUACUGGAGAGUUUAACAACCAUAUUUAUGGAAGGUAGUGGUCGUGGGCUAUGCAAGAGAAUAAUAGCAGUUGUAAAAGCUGCAAAUGUGUUGGGUCUUUCUUUCUCAGAGGCAUUUGAUAAGCAGCCUAUUGAACUGCUACAGUUGCUUUCUCUUAAAGCACAAGAUUCCUUUGAGGAAGCAAAUCUCCUGGUGCAAACUCAUUCUAUGCCAGCUGCUAGUAUUGCUCAAGUUCUUGCAGAAUCCUUUUUAAAGGGUUUAUUAGCUGCGCAUCGUGGGGGAUAUAUGGAUUCUCAGAAGGAGGAAGGACCUGCUCCUCUAUUGUGGAGAUUCUCGGACUUCUUGAAAUGGGCAGAGCUUUGUUCAUCAGAACCAGAAAUUGGUCAUGCAUUGAUGCGUUUAGUGAUUACCAGCCAAGAAAUACCGCAUGCCUGUGAGGUUGAGCUUCUUAUUCUGUCACACCACUUCUACAAGUUAUCAGCUUGCCUUGAUGGAGUUGAUGUUCUUGUAGCCCUUGCAGCAACCAGGGUAGAAGCUUAUGUCUCAGAGGGCGAUUUUCCUUGUUUGGCUCGCCUGAUAACUGGAGUAGGAAACUUCCAUGCCCUCAAUUUCAUUCUUGGAAUUCUUAUAGAAAACGGUCAGUUGGAUCUUCUCCUUCAGAAGUUUUCAGCUGCUGCAGACACAAAUACGGGCACUGCUGAGGCUGUAAGAGGAUUCCGCAUGGCUGUUCUCACAACACUGAAGCAAUUUAACCCAAAUGAUCUUGAUGCAUUUGCUAUGGUUUAUAAUCACUUUGACAUGAAGCAUGAAACAGCUUCUCUUCUCGAGUCACGAGCUGAACAAUCAUCUCAGCAGUGGUUCCUCCGUUAUGACAAGGACCAGAAUGAAGACCUCCUUGAUUCAAUGCGCUACUUUAUUGAAGCUGCUGCGGUUCACUCCUCCAUUGAUGCUGGCAAUAAAACACAUGCUGCUUGUGCUCGCGCAUCCCUUGUCUCACUUCAAAUACGGAUGCCAGAUUUCCAGUGGCUCAAUCUAUCUGAAACCAAUGCACGACGAGCCCUUGUUGAGCAAUCCCGUUUCCAAGAGGCACUAAUUGUUGCCGAAGCCUAUGAUCUUAACCAGCCGAGUGAGUGGGCCCUGGUGCUUUGGAAUCAGAUGCUCAAACCAGAGCUUACUGAGCAGUUCGUGGCUGAAUUUGUGGCCGUGCUUCCACUCCACCCUUCAAUGCUUGCUGAUCUUGCAAGAUUUUACAGGGCUGAGGUGGCAGCCAGAGGGGACCAAUCUCAGUUCUCAGUUUGGUUGACAGGUGGAGGGCUACCGGCAGAGUGGGCAAAGUAUUUGUGGAGGUCAUUUAGAUGUUUGUUGAAGAGGACUAGGGAUUUGAGGUUGCGGUUGCAACUGGCCACUGUGGCCACUGGUUUUAGUGAUGUAAUCGAUGCAUGCACAAAGGCACUAGAUAGGGUUCCUGACAAUGCCGGGCCACUUGUGCUGAGGAAAGGGCAUGGAGGGGCGUAUCUCCCUCUGAUGUGAUGGUGGAAGAAGAAAAGCUUGAUGGUUGUGAUGGGGUAGUUGAUUUUGCUUUGAUUCUGAUGAUCAUGACAUGAUAUUGGAGAUGGAGGUGAUGAUUGACUACGUAGUCAUCAAAUUUGGUGCUAAAAAAGGUCGAAAAGUCGGCAACAUUGAGAAGGAAGGACGAUAGAUCCUCGUACCAUCUUGUGUGUAGUAGCACCAUGAAGUAUAUAGGUUGAAGAGAUUAAGAGAUUCUUUAACAUCUUGUCCAAGAAUCUAUAGCAAAUUAGGCCCACGUGAAAAAAAGAAGAAACAAAGAAAUUAGGCCCAUGGGAGGAGAAGAAGAAAAGAAGUCAAGCUAAAUCAUAAUUGGUUUGUUCUUUCAAAAAAAAAAAAAAAAAUUUAUUUUUAUUUUGUGUUUUUGGCCAUUUGUUUUCAAGUUGCGCCCAUUGGAGUUGAAUGUGUAUUGAUUUUAGCUUCUUAGUCUUGGUUUUCUUUGUGUAUGACUAUGAAACGUACCCUUAUUCUUUUGCUAGAAAUGCACAAACAUGUACAUAAUUCUUGGUUAAUAAGAGGUUUUUGUGGGUUGAUUUUGUGAGAGA
Messenger RNA from Camellia sinensis, 10624 nucleotides. RefSeq names its product spatacsin carboxy-terminus protein. Lineage: Eukaryota; Viridiplantae; Streptophyta; Magnoliopsida; Ericales; Theaceae. Gene Ontology annotation, cellular component: cytoplasm. The record is from RefSeq and is a predicted model, not a curated record.